GCGAGGAACGACGGAAGAAGAAGAAGAGGAAGCGCGAGAGAAGGAGAAGAAGGAGAGGAGGAAGCAGGAGUUCGCCGGGAAAGAGAAGGGUGCCGGCGUCGUCGUCGUUGGCGGCGGCGGCGGAAAAAGCAGAGGAGGCGGCGGAAGAGGAGGAGGAGGCGGUGGCGGCGAAGACGAGGGAAAAGAAAGAGGAGGAGAAGAAGACCGAGAAGGAGACGGCAAAGGCAAAGGAAGUGGAGAGGCGGUGGUGGUCGGUGGCGGACAAGGUGGGGAGCAUUAGAAGAAGGAAUACAUAGAGAAAAGGCAGCUGUAGUAGGGGUACCGGAGAGACUACACAGUGUGCAGAAGCUGAGGCAGCGCACUGAGCCACGAGGGGCUAUUCGAGCGAGAAGGGGAGGGUGACAAGAAGCACUGGCGGGGAGGGGACGCGGAGGCCUUCGGGGGGCCGACCAACCAGACGGCCGAUGAUGUCAUCGGAGGAGGAGACCGAGUGUUUCGCCCUCUACGGAGCAACCACGGAAAGCAAGCAACAGCAACUCCUGAAGAAGCAGAAGCGCACCAGACAGCGCGUGGACGCCGGCGAGCCGCGCAACAGCUACUCGAGUAUACCGAACUUUAGCUCCCGGCCAUCCUUCCUCGGUGGUGGUCUAUACGGCUCGAUCUUCAGUGGUAGUGGACCACCGUCGCAUCAACAAUCGCCGCAACAGCAGCAGCAACCGCAGCAGCACCACCAGUCACAAUCGCAACAACAACAACAACAACAACAACAGCUCCAGCAGCAACAGGCUGGAGCGGCUGGCAGCCAAAGUCAUUUAGGUACAGCUACGACGGGUCCUACAACCCAGCAGCAUUCCGCCCACGCGGCCUUCGGCUUCUUCGGGGCUCCGGGCUUCGGCCCCGCCAAGAUGCUGAACGAGUUAUUAGGAAGGCAGGUCAAACAAGCCAGUGACGCUGGCGGAUCACCGCCAGAGGGCGGUCACGGGAUGACCGGUGCCGGCAUGGAUUCCGCCUCGAAUUUGCAACCGGGCGCCGUGGUUAAUUGCGAUGAUCCUGCUACGGCCGACCUCACGCAGCACAUGUUACGCGACAUGCUUCUGCAGGGCCGCAAACUCUCCGCUCUCGGCGUGCAGGAGCAGCCGAACAAUAACAACAGUAUACAUAAUAACAACAAUAAUAAUACUACCGCGGAAUUACUUAAAUCACAGCAUCAGCAGAGUCCCCAACAGCAUCAGCAGCAAAAUAGUGAUAGUGCGCGCAGUGGAACAGUGCAGAGUGGCGGGGAGGAGAGUGGUGAUGGUAAUAACGUCGUGAAUAGCGCGAAUCACAGUGAUCGUGAUACCGUGAUGCCGGGCGAUGAUGAGGACAGCGCUGAGGAUGCUGCUUCCGCGGCACGCGCGAUGGAGGAGGCCUUUGCCGAAGCCGGUAUGGAACCAGGGGCGAACUUGGAUGGAUCGGAUUGCGAGCAGAGCCUACCUCCUAGCCCAACGGCACCAAGAUCGGGCUCGGUCUCCGUUAAAGAAGAGAUACAAGAGUCGAUGAAUAUCAAACGUAGCCCCAGUCACUCUCCUUGUCCGAUCGUGCCAAAAACCGAAACGAACUCUCCAACGACAGAGAUUAAACGCGCUCGUGUGGAGAACAUCGUCAGCACGAUGCGCAGUAGUCCAGCGCUUCAGCCGGCAACGGUAAACGGUUGCAAGAAGCGCAAGCUCUAUCAACCUCAGCAACAGACGGUGCAUCACGUUCUUCAGCAUAGUGUCAAUGAUACCAUGAUGGACGACGAAGACGAGAGCGAAGAGGAGGAGGAUCCGGCGACGAUCAGACAGAAACGGGAGGAGAAAGAUAAUUUGAAGAUACAAUUAAAAAUGUUGCACGAGCAAUUGGCGGAAAUGCAACAAAAAUACAUGGAACUCUCCAGUAGAAUGGAGCCAGAUACAAGUGAGAGCGGUGACGCGCCACCCAGUCCUCCACCUCAACCACAACCACCACCAAGACCGCCACGACCUCAUCCACCGCCGUACACCAACGGCCUCCCGACUCUCCCACCCGAUCACCCCCACGCAGCAGCUGCUGCUAUGUAUCACAUGGGGCAUAAACUUUACUUUGAACAACAACACGCUGCCCUCGAGAGAAUGAAACAACAUCAAGAAGCGGCUGUGCGGCAGCAGCAGCAGCAACAGCAGCAGCAGCAGCAGCAGCAGCAGCAGCAGCAGCAGCAGCAGCAGCAGCAGCAGCAGCAGCAACAUCAACGACAAAGUUCGCCACCGCCACCAAGCCAACCUCAGCAACAGAGCCAAAACAAUACUGGACCUUCGACGCCGCAGACGCCGCAAAUGCAAUCAGCCAGUACGCCUAUUCAACAUAAAGACUUCCAGGAAAGGUUAAACGUCUUCAGGGGUGCCGCUGCAGCAGCCAGCUCGUCCGGUCCUCAUAUCACCGGAGCCGAUUUGGAAGGCUUGGCGGAUAUCUUGAAGACGGAAAUAACUUCUUCUUUAACCAAUUUGAUUGACAGCAUAGUAGCAAGGUUCGUGCAACAGAGGAGGUUUCUCGGUAAGCAAACCGAGGCAGCGCAGGCUGCUGCCGAGCAGCUCAAUAAGGACCUUCUUUUGGCGAGCCAAAUGCUCGAAAGAAAAUCGCCCAGGACGAAAGUAGUUGACAGAGGAGCUCCACAACCACCCGGUGGCCCAAACGGGCCACGGGGGCCCCUCAACAGUGGGCCCCCUCCUCCACAACCCACGGGGUUUUCACAAAUCGGGUCCAUAGGUGGUGUACCCCAUGGCCCUCAUACUGGCCCCACGGAAAACAAUCUUAACCAGAUGAAUCAGCUGCCCUCGCACGCAAGGCCGAGCGUUGGAAUGUUUCAGACUCCAAAACCGCCGACGAUAUACGCUAUGGCAUCCAUGCAAGCGCAGCAACAACAACAACACCAACAGCAACAUCAGCAACAACGCGAGCAGCAACAAAGGGAGCAACAACAACGCGACCAAUACUGCAAUAUGAGAGGUGACGAGAGAGAAAACAGGGACUCGGAACAAAAUGAAGCUCUGUCACUUGUCAUGACGCCGAAGAAAAAACGUCAUAAGUACGGUUUACAGGUGACGGAUACGAGAAUUACUCCGAGAACGGUAUCCAGAAUCCUAGCGCAGGAAGGAAACGGAUCUCAAGGAGGUAGUGAUAGUCCCCCGCCUCCUCCACCACCGAGACCUUACCAUGCGCCACCACCGAUGCUGCCGGUGUCCCUGCCAACCAGCGUAGCGAUACCAAAUCCAAGUCUCCACGAGAGUCAAGUGUUCUCGCCCUAUUCGCCGUUUUUCAAUCCUCACGCGAGUCAUCCUGGUCAAGUACCACCUCCGGGGCCACAUCAUUUACCCGCGAGUCCUCCGGGUGGAGGUGUAGAACUCAGGGAUUCCCCUCCACUGCCCCAUCCGCCAGCUAUGUUGCAUCCAGCCUUGUUGGCGGCAGCCCAGCACGGCAGUCCGGACUACGGACACCUUAGGAUGGACAGCAACGACCGAGCUAGCGACUGUAAUUCCGGCGACAUCAGCUACGAUGGAAUUCAGCCUACAUCGUCGACGCUGACGCCGAUGCAUCUGAGGAAGGCGAAGCUGAUGUUCUUCUGGGUCAGGUACCCAUCCUCGGCCGUCCUUAAGAUGUACUUCCCCGACAUCAAGUUUAAUAAAAACAAUACAGCGCAGCUGGUCAAGUGGUUCUCCAACUUCCGGGAGUUCUACUAUAUCCAAAUGGAGAAAUACGCGAGACAAGCAGUUUCGGAGGGCGUGAAGAACGCCGAGGAUCUCCGAGUCGGUGGCGACUCCGAAAUCUACCGGGUUCUCAACCUUCACUACAACCGUAAUAACCACAUUGAGGUAUGGGGUCCCCAGGUACCCAGCAACUUUAGGUACGUUGUGGAACAGACGUUGAAAGAGUUUUUCAAGGCGAUUCAGGGCGGCAAGGAUUCCGAGCAAAGCUGGAAGAAGUCCAUCUACAAGGUGAUUUCGAGGUUGGACGAUCCAGUGCCGGAGUACUUCAAGAGCCCGAACUUCCUGGAGCAGCUCGAAUGAAUCAGGAGGUCGCGUGGCUCUUGCUCUUCGUGGUGCGCGGGCUCGCCCGCGCUCGUCGGCUCCCGAUAAUCAGGAACGACCAACGAGGGAGGAUUGCAUCCGCCAGGAGGUACACGUCCUUCACGUAGUGCGUGUUCAGGUAUCCUUAAAUAACAUAUCGCAAAAACGAACGAGGGCUAGGAAGGGAGAGGAGACACGGAGACGAAGCCAAGGAACAGAGGCACCAUCGGCGUCCGUGGUCGACGUCAAGAUGCCAACGAAGGAUCAGGCUGUGACUGAAUCAAACAGGAAAGACAGAAGAAACGUACGCAUAUACAUGUGCACACGAACACACACAUACAUAGACAUACGUCCAUUUAAAAAAUACUGCGAAUCUACGGCUGACGAAACUCGACAGUCGCCAAAGUGUCGAACGCUCAUCGACGUUCCUCUUGUUUCAACUGAACGAGCACGAGAAGGUGAUUCCUGGGACGAGACGAAGAAGCACGACGAAUGCGUGGUCAACGAAUGGCGAGAAUAGCUUUUAGCGUCGAUUUUGUCCGAUCUGUUUGUAACGUAGAGUAAUUAUCUCGUUACCGCCUAAUUUUACAUCACACGAUAAGAAUAGGGAUUUAAAGACGAUGACACUGCUGGGGUUAUACUCACAGGGAAAAAUGAAAACUUUUCAAACGUUUGCGAGCAUAUCCAAAGAUUGACUAAGUCUGAACAUCGCACGGCGAUUCCUCUUCUGGUUCGAGCAAGACCUGGAAGCGGAAUCUUCGUCGACCAGAAGCAAUGCAGGACGAGCAGCUUCUUAUCCUGCAUCGUUUCUGUAGAGAAAUAUUUAUGGAUGAGGAGAAAACCCCCUUGCGCUAAGACUAUUUCGGAUAAUCCUAUUUUGAACUCUGCAAGUAACUUCGGUUUUGCGAAAAUCGAUACUCUCUGAAAUAAAAUUCUGAAAAAACUUCUUAUCGCCGAAUGAACACCGUAAUGGCUAUUCAUACUUCGAUAAGAAGGCAUUUUUGCUGCAUACACAUGCUUUUUUCUUUUUUUUUUUCCCCCCCCCCCCCCCCAGGAAAAGUAAAAUCUCCGAAUAUUUAAACGUACGAGGUUCACUUCGAUGCUAUCCGUUAUCAAAAUAUAUACCAAUCUUUCCUUGUAUUAUAGAUAAUUUCGUUUUACAGCAUAUAACUGAUCAACGAGGUUCGAGAUCGACGUGAAAAUGCUUGGCUAUUAAAUUACACCGUGUGAGAAAAUCAUAUAAGAAACGGCGCGAUGAAACGCGAUCGUGCACACAUCGAUACCAAAGAAUCGACUUCACGAGAAUCAAAUGCGUAACGUCAUAUAAAUAAUUGAGCGACCGCUCAUAGCAAUUUCCGCACAAAUAACCUGUUCCUAUCUGCCGAGGAAGAGAUUCCUCCGUUUUCCCGUAUUUUUUCUUUUUUUUUUUUCGCUCGCUAAACAUUACUUGUCGAGUCGAUAAAGAGUACGUUUGUCGAAAAUGCACAUAUUGCAUUGAGAGGAUCGGUGCACGGGUCAAUAUAUAUAGCUGUUUUUAUUAAUGGUUGAUUGUAUAAACGAGAUUAGGCUAGUCGUAGUGACGAGAUUAGGAAUAGAGUACGGGCGACGAAGUUGCAGGUCGGAUGCAAUGUAUGAGAAUCGUGCGCCGGCAGCAUUCAAACUGUAGUGUUGCAAGUCCAAAAAAAAAAAAAAAAGAAAAGAAAAGAAAGCUAAAAGAGUGCUAUAUAAUCGUGCGCCGAUGCGAUAAUUAUAUAAAUAUUAGACUUUUAAAGCGAAAAAGAGAUGGAUAUAUUGGCGUGAUUUAAGUAGCGUAAAGAAAACGUGCGCCAGAGGGUUGCAUAUAACCGCGCUUCCUUUUCUUCGUUUAUAUUUUAAUCCCCGACCCAUCUUACAUACAGACUUACGGACACGCGACACGCACGUCACUUACAUGUAUUUCACCUGCACCAUCAUGCGAUCACGCGCGCGAACAUGCGAGAAAUCAAGGACGGCGCCCUUAUACUCUUACUUGUGACCUUAUUUUUUUUCGCUAGAACUUUCUGUAGAUAAUUACAAGACGGUAUAAAAAUAUUAGGGAUAACUCAAGUAGUAGCGAAUGCACAUAAUUUAACUCAUAUUUUUUCACCAUUAUUCUCGCUACU
Messenger RNA from Trachymyrmex septentrionalis, 6199 nucleotides. RefSeq names its product homeobox protein prospero-like. Lineage: Eukaryota; Metazoa; Arthropoda; Insecta; Hymenoptera; Formicidae. The record is from RefSeq and is a predicted model, not a curated record. The coding region runs from base 465 to 4058 and encodes 1197 amino acids. Gene Ontology annotation, biological process: regulation of transcription by RNA polymerase II. The transcript has 5 exons. Gene Ontology annotation, molecular function: DNA-binding transcription factor activity, RNA polymerase II-specific; RNA polymerase II cis-regulatory region sequence-specific DNA binding. Gene Ontology annotation, cellular component: nucleus.